This is a messenger RNA of Carlito syrichta (Philippine tarsier), 921 nucleotides long. RefSeq names its product olfactory receptor 13G1. Gene Ontology annotation, biological process: G protein-coupled receptor signaling pathway. The record is from RefSeq and is a predicted model, not a curated record. Gene Ontology annotation, cellular component: membrane. Lineage: Eukaryota; Metazoa; Chordata; Mammalia; Primates; Tarsiidae. Gene Ontology annotation, molecular function: olfactory receptor activity; G protein-coupled receptor activity.
AUGAACCACAGCAUCGUAUCUGAGUUUAUUUUUCUAGGCCCCACUGAAAAGGCUGAACUUCAGGGAAUUUUCUUCCUUGCUUUUCUAUUUAUCUCUGUGGCUUUGCUUGGUAAUAUGCUCAUCAUCAUUGCCAUAAUCUAUAAUACCACCCUGCAUACGCCCAUGUACAUCUUCCUUCUGGCACUGGCUACUGUGGACAUCAUCUGCACAACAAGCAUUCUACCAAAAAUGCUAGGGACCAUGCUAACAUCUGGGAAGACCAUCUCAUUUGCAGGCUGUAUGUUCCAGCUUUUCUUCUUCACGUGGUCCCUGGGAGCUGAGAUGGUUCCCCUUACUGCAAUGGCCUAUGACCGCUAUGUGGCCAUCUGUUUCCCUCUUAGGUACAAGACUAUCAUAAACUACCAUAUGUGUGUGGCCCUGUUCAGCAUUGUCAUGGUUAUCGCAAUCAUCAAUUCCUGGGUGCACACAGGUCUCAUCCUCAGGUUAACUUUCUGUGGUCCAAAUAUCAUUGAUUACUUCUUCUGUGAGAUACCCCCACUGCUAGCUUUGUCAUGCAGCCCCGUGAGAAUCAAUGAGGCGAUGUUGUAUGUGGCUGACAUUACCCUGGCCAUGGGGGAUUUUACCCUUACCUGCUUCUCCUAUGGCUUUAUCAUUUCUGCCAUUCUCCACAUCCGCACAGCAGACAGCAAGAGGAAGGCCUUCUCAACAUGCUCAUCCCAUCUCAUAGUAGUGUCCCUUUACUACACCCCUGUAAUCUACACCUAUAUCCGCCCUGCUUCUAGCUACACAUUUGAAAGGGACAAGGUAGUAGCUGCACUCUACACUCUUGUCACUCCCACAUUAAACCCAACUGUGUACAGCUUCCGGAACAAGGAAAUGCAGGCAGGGAUCAGGAAAAUGUUUGCAUUUCUGAAACAUUAG